Colletotrichum chrysophilum is the source of this 900-nucleotide messenger RNA. RefSeq lists its product as uncharacterized. The coding region runs from base 1 to 900 and encodes 299 amino acids. The record is from RefSeq and is a predicted model, not a curated record. The transcript has a single exon. Lineage: Eukaryota; Fungi; Ascomycota; Sordariomycetes; Glomerellales; Glomerellaceae.
AUGUGCCAACGAAUCUACGUCCACUUCACAACCUGCAACUGCCAACUCUUCCACCGCCGCAACAAAUGCGCCCCCGGCCCAACCUCGCAACGCUGCCUCGCCCGGCCCUUCCACCCGUCCCUCGUCCAUAAGGUGGAGCGCCAAUGCCCCUACCACCACCGCAUCACGCGCCUGCGGAAGGGCUGUCCCGAGGCGAGGAGCCUGCCGCAGGGCUUCGUCAACGCGUACCACCUCCCCAUCGCCAAGUCCAUGACCGCCGCGGCGAACGAGCGGGGAUGCCCGCGGGAGAGAAGCGAGGAAGUCGGCGGUAGCAAGCGCAAGGAUACCGGCGGGGACAACGGACCGCGCAAGAGGCGCCAGACGGAGCCGGGGGAGGGGUAUGCUGUGGCGGAGGAGAUGGACGUCGACGGGAGCUCCGGCUCUGAACCAUCUUAUGGAUUCAGGACAUGCAAGCAAGAUCUAUGCGACGUCUUUGAAGCCAUUGCCGACGCCGAAGAAUUCGAGUACGACACUCUGGACGAGAUCGUGAACAAGGAGCCGGACUCUGAGCUUGACACCACGGACGAAGAGGUAGAAUCGCGGAGGCCUCGCUUCAGGUACGAGACCGACUCGGAGCGCGUCGAGUACUCUGCGCACGAUCGCAUGUCGCUGGCCGGCAGCGAUAUUCUUACGGGCCGCAGCAAGGACUUUUCUAGGGAGGGCCUCGACGACUUGCUCCAGUGUCUCCAAGUCCGGAGUUCUGGGCCUUCUGAAUACGGUGGCACUUCUCAACAACAUGGCUUAUGCCCUGGCAAAGAUGGUCCCAUUGACACCAUCAUGGUUUCUUGCUUCCCAAGCGAGGAUCUCAUGUCCGACGAUGAAGAGGACGAGGAAGGAGACGGCUUCGAGGGAGAAUGGUAA